Molecule: messenger RNA, 1671 nt
Organism: Equus caballus (horse)
Lineage: Eukaryota; Metazoa; Chordata; Mammalia; Perissodactyla; Equidae
Gene: HSD17B11
Product: hydroxysteroid 17-beta dehydrogenase 11
Molecular function (GO): oxidoreductase activity, acting on the CH-OH group of donors, NAD or NADP as acceptor; steroid dehydrogenase activity
Source: RefSeq, a predicted model, not a curated record
UCGUUCUUGCUUUUUAUUCCCUCCGGUAUUUGAGUCAACAUCUCCCAGAGGCAGGUUAGAGUGCUUGGUAAAAAGAAACAAAGCAAAAGCUCAAGCAGCGAAAAGGAUGAAAUUCUUGCUGGACCAGCUCCUGCUUCUGCCCUUACUGAUCUUUUUCACCUUAGAGUCUUUCCUGAAGCUUUUUAUUCCCAAGAAGAGGAAAUCGGUCGCCGGAGAAAUCGUCCUGAUUACUGGAGCUGGACAUGGACUUGGGAGACUGACUGCCUAUGAAUUUGCCAAACUUAAAUGCAAACUGGUUCUAUGGGAUAUAAAUAAGCAUGGAAUUGAAGAAACAGCCGCUGAAUGCAGGAGACUGGGCGCAAGGGCGCAUGCCUUCGUGGUGGACUGCAGCAACCGAGAAGAUAUUUACAGCACUGCGAAGAAGGUGAAGGCAGAAAUAGGAGAUGUUAGUAUUUUAGUAAAUAAUGCUGGUGUCGUCUACACAUCAGAUCUGUUUGCUACACAAGACCCUCAGAUUGAAAAGACUUUUGAAGUUAAUACACUUGCACAUUUCUGGACUGCAAAGGCAUUUCUUCCAGCGAUGAUGAAUAACAAUCAUGGCCAUAUUGUCACUGUGGCUUCAGCAGCCGGGCAUACUGUGGUCCCCUUCUUACUGGCUUAUUGUUCGAGCAAGUUUGCUGCUGUUGGAUUUCAUAGAGGUUUGACGGAAGAACUGGCUGCCUUAAAAAGAACCGGAGUCAAAACAACGUGUCUCUGCCCUAAUUUCAUAAACACUGGCUUCAUCAAAAACCCGAGUACCAGUUUGGGACCCACACUGGAACCUGAGGAAGUGGUAGUCAAGCUGAUAAAUGGGAUCCUGACUGAGCAGAAAAUGAUUUUUGUUCCAUCUUCCAUACGCUUUUUAACACUGCUGGAAAGGAUCUUUCCUGAGCGUUUCUUGGCAAUUUUAAAACGAAAGAUGGAUAUAAAGUUUGAUGCAGUGAUUGGAUAUAAAACUAAAGGAGAAUAAAUUCCUGGUUUUUUGGAAACUGAUUUACCAGGUUUAAGUUGAUUUCAUCUAACAUUAAUCAGAAUUUUAAUGUUUGGACUUCCGCUUUUCCUAACUAUCUUGUUUUCUUCAAUAUCCCCUUUUGAGGCUCUGGCAGUCCUCGUUUCUUACCACUUGCUCUUUAGCUGAAAGCUAACUUCAUAUGAUGCAAAGAGAGAAAUAUCUUAGGAAUUGGCCUUAUGGAAAAUGGAGAAGAACAACACGAACAGUUUUACAGUAAUUUCCAAGAUUUUGUGGUUCAUCUGAAGGCUUUGCAAAAUUUGUACUAUCAAUAUUUAAGACAUUUUUAUGUUUAAUUACACUUAAAUUUUAUGUAAUUUACAUGUUUCCUUUUCUAUUCUACAUGAAACAGAAACUUCAAGCUCUCUAAAUAUAAUGAAGGACUGAAUCUAGUGGCAUUACCAUGCAUUUCAUGAGAUGUAAGAAAUGUCGCUUAAACAUUUCAUCCUACACAUUACAUGUGUUUUCUGAGACAUACCUCACAUUUCAAUGCCAAAUGUUUCAGCACAAGGAAACUAGAGAUGGACAUGUGUUGCAAAUAUAAAAGAAUCAUUGGGAUUUGAGGCAGAGAAUUGGGAAAUGUACCCAUAAAUGGCAACAAUAAUAAAUGGAUUGAACUUAAA